AAAUGCUUGAUCAAAAAAGGAACCUUUCAGUGAUUGUAGAUGUCAGCUGUGAUAUAACAAAUCUCAAUAACCCUGUUCCUGUUUACAACAUUAGUACCACAUUUAAAAAUCCAACAGAAUUGAUUGAAACAAAGAAUCCAAAGCCUCUUGAAGUUAUUUCUAUUGAUCAUUUGCCAACUUUGCUUCCUAAAGAGAGUAGUGAACAAUUUAGUAAAGAUUUAUUGCCUAGUUUAUUGGAAUUACAAAAUAGAACAAAUUCAAAUGUAUGGUUGAAUGCUGAAAAAUUAUUUGUUGAGAAAGUUGCUUUGGUUGAUUCAUAA
Entrophospora candida is the source of this 320-nucleotide messenger RNA. The record is from the annotation of a GenBank genome assembly. Lineage: Eukaryota; Fungi; Glomeromycota; Glomeromycetes; Entrophosporales; Entrophosporaceae.